UGUUUAUUCAGUUGUUUCUCCGGCGAGCUGGCGCGUCGACGCGCUUUUAAAUUGAAUUUCUAGUAAUUAUGGUGAAAAUUCCUGUGCGAAAGUGUUGGUAUACGACUAAAGUAUGUUUUUUAUUGGUGCUAGUAGUGUUUCUUUUGACUACGCUUGAACAUUGGCGUAGUGGGAAGCGGUGGGCAAAUGCCGACGCUGAAGCCGACUAUGAGAGUCAAAUCCAAGAGGAUGAGGCUCGUAUUAUCCCUGGACUGGGAGAAGGUGGAGGAGCCGCUGUGCUGCUCGGGGAGGACAAGCUGAAGGGUGACGAGUCCGAGAAGAAAUUCGCCAUGAAUGUGUACCUUAGCGACCGGAUUUCCUACAACAGGUCCCUAAAUGAUUACCGCAACCCAGCGUGCCGCCGCGUGGUGUACGACGCGGAGCUACCAUCAGCGACCGUGAUCAUCAUAUUCCACAACGAGCCGUACUCCGUGGUCCUGCGCACGGUGUGGUCCGUGCUCAACAGCGCGCGCCGCUCGCAGCCCUGGUACAAGACGGCCAACUACAUCCGGAUGGACACCGGGGAGCGCAUGCACUUGGGUUACAAGGGCCAAUCCCCCACCUCGCCGUUCGUGUACCUGAAGGAGAUAAUCUUAGUGGACGACAACUCCACACUCCCCGAGCUGAAAGGCAAGCUCAGCUACUACGUGAAGACGCGGCUGCCGCCAGACAUGAUCAGGAUUCUCAGGCUGCCAGAACGUCAAGGCCUGAUAUUGGCUCGCAUCGCCGGCGCCCGCGCAGCUCGUGGAGAUAUGUUGGUCUUCUUGGACGCACACUGCGAGCCCGGGACUGACUGGCUGCGACCUCUACUACAGAGGAUCAAGGAGAAGAGAGACGCCGCCAUCACACCCAUCAUUGACGUCAUUGACGAGUCCACUUUUGGUGUUAACAUCGAUGGCCGGGUUACAGACUUUCAGGUCGGCGGGUUCACGUUCAAUGGCCACUUCACGUGGAUCGACGUGCCCGAGCGGGAGAAGAAGAGGAGAGGCUCUGACAUAUCACCUACGUGGUCACCCACUAUGGCGGGCGGUUUGUUCGCGAUCAACCGCGCGUACUACUGGGAGCUGGGCGCGUACGACGAGCAGAUGGGUGGCUGGGGCGGAGAGAACCUCGAGAUGUCCUUCAGGAUAUGGCAGUGCGGCGGCACAUUGGAGACGAUCCCGUGCUCGCGAGUGGGCCAUGUGUUCCGCGCGUUCCACCCGUACGGCCUGCCCGCCGCGUCCGACACACACGGCGUCAACACGGCGCGCAUGGCCGACGUGUGGAUGGACGAGUACGCCGAGCUGUUUUACUUACACCGCCCAGAUCUCAGGAAAAACCCUAAAAUCGGGGACGUGACUCAUCGCAAGGUGCUCCGGGAGAAGCUGCAGUGCAAGUCGUUCCGCUGGUACUUAGACAACGUGUACCCGGAGAAGUUCGUGCCGGUUCGGGACGUGACCGCUUACGGCAGGUUCAAGAACCCGCUGCACAACGUGUGCCUGGACACGCUGCAGCGCGAGGCGGCGGGCGCGGCGCUGGGCGUGUACGCGUGCCACGACUGGCUCACCGCCACGCAGUACUUCUCGCUGUCGCUGGCGGGGCAGCUGCGCGACGAGGAGCGCUGUCUGGAGGUCGCGCAUGACGGCGACGACGUGGACGGGCACCGCGUGCUGAUGCUGCCGUGCCAGGGCGGGCGGGCCGGCAUCAGGAAACAGAAAUGGACGCGCACGGGCGGGCAGCUGCAGCACGCGGCCAGCGGGCUGUGCCUGGCGGCCGGCGCGCCGGGCGGGGACGCGCGCGCCGCCGCCUGCGACGGCUCGCUGCAGCAGCACUGGCUGGUCGACUACACGCAGGAGAACGACUUCAGGAACACCGAGUACCAGGACAGCGGGUCGCGGGAGCGGCAGGAGCGGCUCAGGAAGCUGAGAGGACAACGCCGCAUCUCGCGCUCGCUGCUGUCGGUGGACGCCGCCCGCGCGGAGCCGCGCAGCAACGCCACGCACCGCCGCUCGCACCGCAAGCGGCACCGCAAGCGCUCCCACCGCAGGAAGAACAAGAACAAGUUCAUACUGCGCGUGGAGAGGACGCUGCCGCCCGUGCCCGGCCAGGCGUCCCCAUCAUGGGAACACUUAGAAGUGGACAUCCGUUGUUCCCACCGGCGUCUCUUCCCCAACGACUCGUUCGUGAGAGACCUGGUGACCGUGCUCAACCUCCACGACAUCAAGGUAAUAAACAACGGGCGCGUGUUCGAGCGGAACCGCGUGUCGCAACUAGCGCCCGAGAAACCCAAACCGGAGAUGGUGGCGCCACCUGUCGAGCAGAUACUCAGGUCUCCCCCGUCCCCCCCGCCGCCCCGCGCGCGCCCCCACAAGCGGCCGCGCCCCGGGCCCGGGUCCGGGUCCGCGUCGCCGCACACGCAACACAAGAUCAUCAUCGAAGACUUCGUGGAGGUCGCCACUGAUAAGCCUCUCAAGCCGUACCGUCUGCGCAAGCGCAACAAACACCAGAAGCAGCGGCGCCCGGUCUCCGCCCAGCCCGUCGCGCCGCCCCCCUCGCCCCCCGCUCCCCCCUCGCCCCCCGCGGUGCCGCCGUCCGCCAGGGACGCGCUGCUGGCGCUGCUGGGGGACAAGAUCGAGAAGGCCACCAGGCAGGAGAACAAGGAGUCGAACCGCGAGUACGAGAUCCGGCACGCCCCCGCCGCGCCGCGCUCCUCCGCCGCCGAGGACGCGCCCGGCGCCGCGGCGUCCAGCGUGGAGACCUGGGACGCGGGCGAGACGCAAUCCCUCCACAACAGCUCCCUGCGGCGAGACUUCCCCGGCUCGAGCAGCUCCGAGCGUGCUCGCCAACAAGCUCGCAGCAUGCUCAGCACGUACCACGACCGGGACACUCUCAGUCAGGAGAUCAAUGACGAGAUUAGACGAGUGCACGGCGAAAAGAAAUUCCGCGCUCUCCCGUCGGACGACGACCCCGACAAGAACCGCGUGUCCGAGGAGGCCGAGCCGCUCGCCGAGCAAGCUGGCGAGCACACGCCGAGCGCGCACGCCAAGCCCGUCAAAGUCACUAUGAGGAACAACUUCACUUUCAAUAUUGGAGACGAGUUCUUCGCGUGGAGAAGCAAUAGUGAUGAUGUUGCCGACAUCCUGGGCGAGCUGGCGAUCCCGCCGAACUCCCCGCCGCCGUCGCCGCCCAUCGAGGCCUGGGUGCGGCCCGCCGCCGCCACGCGGCCCCCGCCCGACCGCGAAUGGACUCAGGACUCUGAAUCGAACGAAGGCAACCUGAAAGUGAUAAACGGCCGCCUCGCCCCCGACGAGGACGACUCCAACACCGCGUCGCGGUCUGACAGCGCGGAGUGAAAGAGGGGUGCUAUAAGGCGGCCUUUUCGCCACAGUGUGUCGUGCGGGGAUGUGUAGCAGAGCUGUGUGAGAAAUGCGCUUGAUCUAUGUCUGUAAACUGUCUGAUAUGGUAUUCAUUAGCGACCCGACCCGGCUUAACAACGGGUAGCAAUUAUACAUAUGGACCUUCUUUUAAUGAUUCUAUCUAUUAAAAAAAACUGCUUCAAAAUCCCUUGUAUAGUUUUAAAGAUCUCAGCAUACAGACGCGGAAGCGAAUUUACUUUAUACUAUAUAGUUAUUAAACAAACAUCGCAACGCAUUACUCGCAACACAUUUCUCGCAAACUUUUUGUACGUACUAAACCCGCAUUCCACUAAUCUGUUAUUAUUUUGUUAAUUCUACGAGGCAAAGUGAAUGAAGCGAUUCUAUUGGUUCAUCAAGAAUAUCUGUCACUACGCGUCCUCACGCGUCUGGUGUAGACGCCGCCUAAGCCGCCGCACCGCCACGGUACACGGCACCAUAUUGGGUCCUAUUAAUUUUAAUGUGUCACUGGAAGACUGCAUAACGAUUUGCACAAUUAUUGUAAUAGAAAUGCCAUCUGUGAUUAUGUCCCCGAGGAGGACGACUCCAACAGCGCGUCUCGAGCUGAUAGCGGGGGGAGAGUGGAGGGGUGUUAUAAUAUGUAAAGUACAGACAUAGAAUUAAAAACAGUUCAUGCAGGUGUCCUAUUAUUUAAUUAUUUACUGAAACGGCUCGAGUAGUGAUUAUUGUCUUAAGCGCUAAAGAUAAUAGUUACCUACUUUAUUUGUGACCGUGUAAUGCGAGUAUUUUGCAUAAUCGGCAUUUGUGGGCUUCCGACGCAAAGGAAUGCCCGAAAAAUGCUACAUACUUUAUGACACAGUAAAAUGAACGAUUUUCGUUGGAAGUCGAUCGUCAGUGAAACUAUUGUACAGUUCUUGUUGCAGCCAAAUAUUAUAUUUUCUUAUAGUUAUUUUUUUAAGUUGUAACAUGUCCCUAAGAUGGCAUAGAAGUGUAGGAAUAAAAUCUUAUCUAUAUAUUAUUAUAUUUACUAUUUGAAUCUCAAUUCCAUCAUGAAGCCAUACAGCUGAACGUGGCCUUUCAGACACCUCGCGAGGGAUAUAGACUGUAUGUAUGUGUGCAUAACAUCGAAAAUAUAUUUAAUUAUUUUUUUAUUAAAUGGAGUGAAUAAGGUCUUCAUAUUAUAUUAUGUAUGGUCAGCAUCUUUAAAUCGAAGAUCUAAUUUUUUAAAUCUUAACCGUGAUUUAAUUUAUUUGUGUAAUUAAAGCGAGCUCAAUAAAAUUCAUUCAAUUUGGUAUUCCGAUUUUACCGACAUUCAGGAAAGAAUUAAAUUUAAGAGCUUUUAAAAUUUCUACAUAUGUAUAUUAAUUGAAACUAACACUACAAUUUGUAAAUUUUUUGUUUGAAAUAAUUUGUAUAUUUUUUUAAAGGAAGUUUAUAAUUUACAGUGAGUUACACGAAUAAGUAUACUUCCUUGAUACACUACCUUAAGAAAUGCUUAGAUGGUCAGGUCGAGGGGAAGAAUCAAAGCAGGUUGACUAAGCAUAUAUACAAUGUAUGUAUGUAUACUCAACCAAAGAUGUAAAAAUGAUAUACUUAUCUGUGGCUCACUGUACAGUACAAUUUGACGUUAAUAUAUUAAUUGCGUUACUAAUAUUAGUAAAUGUUGGUGCUCACAAGUGUACUUAUUAGGUAAUAGAUGUUCACAGUAUUCUUAUAACAGAUUUAAGAUAUUUCUAUUCGUGAAAUAAGAUUUAAAAUGAUUUGAUUUCGCGAAUUAAAUUUAUAAAUUCAAAGACUAAAUUGUACGAUAUUUUCUUUUUGUGCCGAAUGGUUUCAGGCAAUUUGAAAUAGGACCACUCCAUAUCAUUCCCUUGGAUAAACUUGGGAUUCCUCUUGUAGGCGAUGGGCUAGCAACCUGUCACUAUUUGGAUCUCAAUUUCAUCAUACAGUUAACAAAUUGAACGUAGUCUUUUAUUGUUUUCUCUGGAUACGGCAUGAAAAUGAUGAUGAGCACGGCUCGGUCACCCAGGUACUUUGUGUUAAAUGAUGGUAAAUAAUAUGUUCAGAUCGCGGUUUAUAGAGAAAAUUAUAUAAUGGUGUGAAUUAUCUUUAAUAUGUAUUUUGGUGCACGCAAAAUUUAUAAGUUAAGUAAUUAUUAUAUUUUUUGAUUUCAAUGGACGACUAGACAAAUUAGGUUCUCUUAUUUUUCUGUAAAAACAAAUUAUUUAGAAUAAGUAGUCUUCGCUAGUGAUUUCUCAAACAACUGCAUUUUUUUCUUUGAUUAGAUUUAUGACAGGCUGUUUUGUGUUACUAAAAUGAGAUUUAAAUGUAGAAGUACUUAAAACUACUCGAUUAUAAUAAAAAAACUACUAAUAUUGGAUGACAUAUUAGAAAAAGAUAAAAAUAAAUUUGGGUUAUUGUUUUGUAAAAUAUAAAUAGUAUUAAGUUCUUAUUUUAAUGAAAUUAUAAGAAUACCAAUAUAUUUUUGUCCAUAUGCUUACUGUGUUGAUAAGAAUUAAUAACUUACUAGGUAGUUUAAGAUUGCUCAAUAUCUUUGUUUUGUGGGAAUUGUUGUAAAAUGUUGCAAUAAAUGUGU
This is a messenger RNA of Amyelois transitella, 5988 nucleotides long. RefSeq lists its product as uncharacterized. The transcript is spliced from 22 exons. Gene Ontology annotation, cellular component: Golgi apparatus. The coding region runs from base 69 to 3371 and encodes 1100 amino acids. The record is from RefSeq and is a predicted model, not a curated record. Lineage: Eukaryota; Metazoa; Arthropoda; Insecta; Lepidoptera; Pyralidae.